Toxorhynchites rutilus septentrionalis is the source of this 1874-nucleotide messenger RNA. It is a transcript of the gene Lac, whose product is annotated as lachesin. The transcript has 2 exons. The record is from RefSeq and is a predicted model, not a curated record. NCBI's taxonomy places the organism in Eukaryota, Metazoa, Arthropoda, Insecta, Diptera, Culicidae. Gene Ontology annotation, cellular component: neuron projection. Bases 311 to 1393 code for a protein of 360 amino acids.
GCUAGUCGUCACCACAUGAGAGUUGUUGGUUGGUGUGGUUGUCCGUCUCAUUCAUUAGCAGUUCGUUCGUUGGUUUGUUCGCAUCGUAUUGCGGUGCUCGUGACGACGUGAUCGGUGGCUUCUUUGUACGCGUGAAGCAAUUUAAGUGGUGACCAAAGCGUUCGCGAGGAAUUGAUAUUGGGUGUGGUGUUUCGGGUUUGAACCUGAAUGUUCGGAUAAACACAACUUGAAUCGAUUAAAGUGAGGGCAAUACUGUUUUAAAUCCACCUAAUAGAUAGAAUUCUUAUGUUCAAGUGAAUAAAACGGUGAAAUGAAAAUGAACGCAAUAAAGUUUAAUGUGUUUGCGUUGGCAAGUGUACUUCUGCCACUUUUUUGCGUCGCUCAGCGAACCCCUUCGAUAUCGUACAUCACGCAGGAGCAAAUUAAAGAUAUCGGGGGUACAGUUGAGCUCGAAUGUUCCGUCCAGUAUGCCAAAGAAUAUUCCGUCCACUGGAUUAAAACUGGCCGCGAUCGAUCCGAUGUAGUGUUUCUCUCGACGGGUAGCGCUUUGGUUUUGAAAGACUCGCGCUUUGCACUCCGCUACGAUCCGUCUUCGUCCAGCUACAUUCUGCAGAUCAAAGACAUUCAAGAAACCGACGCCGGAACCUAUCAGUGCCAAGUGGUCCUUUCCGUGACCAACAAGAUCACAGCUGACGUUGAGCUACAAGUCCGGCGUCCUCCAAUCAUCUCCGAUAACUCCACCCAGUCGCUGGUCGUGUCCGAAGAACAGGCGGUUCAGAUGGAAUGCUACGCUUCUGGUUAUCCGACACCGCAAAUUACCUGGCGUCGGGAGAACAAUGCUAUCUUACCCACAGGUGGUGCAAUCUAUACCGGAAACGUGAUGAAAAUAAACUCCGUCCAGAAGGAAGAUCGCGGCACGUACUACUGCGUGGCGGACAACGGUGUCAGCAAGGGCGACCGGCGUAACAUCAAUUUGGAGGUGGAGUUUGCCCCAGUUAUCACGGUACCACGGCCCCGUCUCGGUCAGGCCCUGCAGUACGACAUGGAUCUCGAGUGCCACGUGGAAGCUUAUCCCUCGCCAGCUGUCGUCUGGGUGAAGGAUGAUGUCCAGUUGUCCAACAAUCAGCACUACAGAAUCUCACUGUUUGCCACGGCGGACGAAUUCACCGACACAACACUGCGUGUGAUCACUGUUGAGAAGCGUCAGUACGGGGAAUACUACUGUCGGGCGAUCAACAAACUCGGCCAAGCCGAAGCCAAAGUGGAGCUGUUCGAAACCGUCAUUCCGGUGUGUCCCCCUGCUUGUGGCCAAUCGUAUUAUGGAGGGGAUGCAAGCGCAGUUACCGCUUCAACCUUCCUGUUGCUAGUCACGGCGCUUGUAGCAAUAUAUUAGGGUUGUUCCCCCUUGCUGAUUAUUCGUUACAAUCUAGCGAUCAGAAACUCCGAAGCCACGCCCUUUAUCCCUCCUCCCGUAGCAAACAUUCCAGCCGCUCAGAGACGUAUUGGCUUUUCUUAAAAUCUUUUCAACGAGGGAAAAGGGUCAUGUAACAUAGAUAGUGCGUAGUAUAAUGCUACAAAAAGUAUGAGGAGGAAGAGGUGAAUUUAGUUUACUCUAUUAGAAUAGGUUAGGACGCGAGCUAAGUGGUAAGGAUCGCGAGUUAAGAUGCUAAGUAUUAUUGAAUCUCUACAGGACCUAGUGCCGUCCAAAGUUUUCCAACCAUUCCAGCGUUAUGAGGAUCGAAAUAAUUUACAUAUCCAUGCGAAUUGUGAAAUGAAAAAAACAUAUUUUUUCGUACUAACACUUUUUGGUUAGCAAUUCGAAGAAAGGUAUGAAAACAAAAACGAUAAAUCAAUAAAGAUGAUUUUUAAACGAA